Molecule: messenger RNA, 908 nt
Organism: Tilletiopsis washingtonensis
Lineage: Eukaryota; Fungi; Basidiomycota; Exobasidiomycetes; Entylomatales
Product: phytanoyl-CoA dioxygenase
Exons: 4
Source: RefSeq, a predicted model, not a curated record
UCUCUCCCCCACCGCCUCUCGCCAUGUCCGCCUCGUGCGCCGCCGACGGCGCCCUCUCCGCCGCGCAGCUGGCGCACUUCCAGCGCGACGGCUAUCUCGUGCUGCGCUCCUUCUUCGACGCCUUUGCGCCCCUCGCACGUGCGCAGCAGCUCGUGCAGGCCUUCCAGCCGGCCCACCAUCCCCUCACGCGCUUCGCCACGGGCGACGAGGACGAGGGCGAGGCGCGCCAUGUAGGCGAUGACUACUUUCUCGACUCGGGCGACAAGGUGCGCUGGUUCCUCGAGGAGGAGGCCGUCGCGCAGGGGCAGCUGACGCGCGCGCCCGAGCUGAGCGUCAACAAGGUCGGGCAUGCACUGCACGCCCUCGAUCCCACCUUCCACGCCCUCUCCUUCUCGCCGCGCAUUGCCGCCCUCGUGCGCUCGCUGCACACGCACACGUCGCCGCGCGUGCUGCAGAGCAUGGUCAUCUGCAAGCAGCCCGAGAUCGGCGGCCAGGUGCGGCCGCACAACGACUCUACCUUUCUCUACACCGACACACCCAGCGCACUGGGCCUCUGGUUUGCAUUGGAGCAAUGCACGGCGACGAAUGGCGCGCUGAGCUUCAUCAAGGGCAGCCAUCGGCACGCGCCAGGCGCGCAGCUGCAAGAGGCGAGCAGGCCGCGAGACGACGGCCAGGAGCAGCGGCUGGGCAGGCAGCGCGGCGUCAAUCGCCGCUUUGUGAGAGCGCAGGCAGGCGGUACGGAGUUUGUGCAACUCGCCACCGCGGAAGAAGAGCCGUGGGAUGCGGGCAAGGCGGUCAUGGAGGAAUGCGAGCCGGGCGAUCUCGUCCUCAUUCACGGCUCAGUCAUGCAUCAGAGCAACAAGAAUUUGUCGAGCAAGAGCCGCUACAUCUACACUGUGCGUGUGCUA